Messenger RNA from Doryrhamphus excisus (bluestripe pipefish), 3992 nucleotides. It is a transcript of the gene atp6v0a1b, whose product is annotated as ATPase H+ transporting V0 subunit a1b. Gene Ontology annotation, molecular function: proton-transporting ATPase activity, rotational mechanism; ATPase binding. Lineage: Eukaryota; Metazoa; Chordata; Actinopteri; Syngnathiformes; Syngnathidae. Gene Ontology annotation, cellular component: vacuolar proton-transporting V-type ATPase, V0 domain; plasma membrane; vacuolar proton-transporting V-type ATPase complex. The record is from RefSeq and is a predicted model, not a curated record. Gene Ontology annotation, biological process: vacuolar acidification; proton transmembrane transport.
UUUUUAAGUACAGACGUUGUAUUUCCGGUUUUUGUAUGGAGCUUAACGCACCUUGUUGGCCCGCAGCAUCCAGCAUCCUGACAUAGACCGAGCACAUAUUGCUCAUUCUAACCGGUUUCUGAGUUGUGUACGGGUGUACCGGUCAUCAUGGGGGAGCUGUUCAGGAGUGAGGAGAUGACCCUGGCCCAGCUGUUUCUCCAGUCGGAGGCGGCCUACUGCUGUGUAAGCGAACUGGGAGAACUAGGCAUGGUCCAGUUCCGAGAUCUGAAUCCAGACGUGAACGUGUUCCAGCGCAAGUUUGUGAAUGAAGUCAGGAGAUGUGAGGAGAUGGAUCGAAAACUAAGGUUUGUGGAGAAGGAGAUCAAGAAGGCCAACAUUCCAACUGUGGACACCGGUGAGAAUCCUGAGGUGCCUUUUCCCAGGGAUAUGAUCGAUCUGGAGGCUACCUUUGAGAAGUUGGAGAAUGAGCUGAAGGAGAUCAACACCAACCAGGAAGCCCUGAAGAAGAACUUCCUUGAGCUGACGGAGCUUAAACACAUCCUUCGUCGAACACAGCAGUUCUUUGACGAGAUGGAGGAUCCCAACUUGUUGGAAGAGUCAUCAGCUCUCAUGGAAGGCAACGAAGGGGGCAGAGGGGCGCCACUCAGAUUGGGGUUUGUGGCUGGCGUGAUCAGCAGGGAGAGGAUUCCAACCUUUGAGAGGAUGCUGUGGCGGGUGUGUCGAGGUAACGUUUUCUUACGGAAGGCUGAGAUUGAGGACCCUCUCGAGGACCCCACUACGGGAGACCAGGUCCACAAGUCUGUCUUCAUCAUUUUCUUCCAAGGCGACCAGUUGAAGAACAGGGUGAAGAAGAUCUGUGAAGGGUUCCGUGCCUCUCUCUAUCCUUGUCCAGAGACCCCACAGGAGAGGAAGGAGAUGCUCGCAGGAGUCAACAGCCGUAUUGAUGAUCUCCAAAUGGUGCUGAACCAGACCGAAGACCACCGCCAGCGAGUGUUGCAGGCCGCUUCAAAGACCAUGCGAGUUUGGUUCAUCAAAGUUCGGAAGAUGAAAGCCAUCUACCAUACUCUUAACCUCUGCAACAUCGACGUCACUCAGAAAUGUCUCAUCGCGGAGGUGUGGUGUCCUGUCUCGGACCUGGACUCCAUUCAGUUUGCCCUCCGCAGAGGAACGGAGCGAAGCGGUUCAACUGUGCCGUCUAUCCUCAACCGAAUGCAGACCAAGCAGACGCCGCCCACUUUUAACAAGACCAACAAGUUCACCAGCGGCUUCCAGAACAUUGUGGACGCCUAUGGCAUCGGAAACUACCGUGAAAUCAAUCCAGCUCCGUACACCAUCAUCACCUUCCCUUUCCUGUUUGCCGUCAUGUUUGGCGACAUGGGUCACGGCCUUUUGAUGACCUGCGCUGCUCUCUACUUGGUCAUCCGAGAGAGUCGCCUCCUUGCCCAGAAGAGCGACAAUGAGAUGUUCAAUAUGGUGUUUGCUGGCCGCUACAUCAUUCUGCUCAUGGGGAUCUUCUCCGUGUACACAGGCGUCAUUUAUAAUGAUUGCUUCUCCAAAUCGCUGAACAUGUUUGGCUCCGGGUGGAGCGUGAGGCCCAUGUUUGGUCCCAAAGGAGCCAACUGGUCCUUUGAGACGCUUGACAGCAACGCCGUGCUGCAGCUGGACCCAGCCGUUCCUGGUGUCUUCAAUGGGCCUUAUCCUCUGGGAAUCGACCCGAUCUGGAACGUCGCCACCAACAAGCUGACCUUCCUCAACUCGUUCAAGAUGAAGAUGUCUGUCAUCCUAGGUGUCAUUCACAUGCUGUUUGGAGUCUCCCUCAGUCUUUUCAACCAUCUGUACUUCAAGAAGCCUCUGAACAUCUUCCUGGGCUUCAUCCCAGAAAUUGUCUUCAUGGCAAGCCUGUUUGGUUACCUCGUCCUGCUGGUCUUCUACAAGUGGACGGCUUACGAUGCAUUUACUUCAAAAGAUGCUCCCAGCCUCCUAAUCCACUUCAUCAACAUGUGCCUCUUCAACUACAGUGAUCCCACCAACAAGCCGCUCUACGCAGGACAGAUGGGGAUUCAAGUGUUGUUGGUGCUCAUUGCCCUUGCAUGUGUGCCCUGUAUGCUGGUGGUGAAAACUAUGGUGCUUCGGCGUCAGCACCUGUGGAAAGUACACCUGUCACAGAAGAGGGAAGAAACCACUGCAGAGAAUCUAGAGCAAUCUUUAGAGCGAACAGGCGUGUCCUCAUCAUGCACCGGACUCACCCAACAGGGCACGCAGAAGUUUGGAGGGGUGCGAGUGGGCAACGGGCCCACGGAGGAUGAGGCUGGCAUCAUGGACCACGACCAGCUCUCCCAGCACUCGGAGGAAGGAGAUGAGCAAGCGGAGGAAGAGCCGUUUGACUUUGGUGAUGUGGCCGUCCAUCAGGCCAUCCACACCAUAGAGUACUGUCUGGGCUGUAUCUCCAACACUGCCUCCUAUCUGCGUCUGUGGGCUCUCAGUCUGGCUCAUGCACAGCUGUCAGAGGUGCUCUGGUCCAUGGUGAUGCACCUCGGUUUAUCCUCCCGCAGUGGGGGUGGGUUCUUUGGCCUGUCCAUCAUCUUUGCGGCCUUCGCCACCCUCACAGUUGCCAUCCUGCUGGUCAUGGAGGGGCUGUCGGCCUUUCUGCAUGCCCUGCGUCUUCACUGGGUCGAGUUCCAGAAUAAGUUCUAUGGUGGUCAAGGCUUCAAGUUUGUCCCCUUCUCGUUCGAGAGUAUCAUGGAGGGAAGAUUUGACGAGUGAUCGUUAGCUGGUGGAGUCCAUAGUCUUCUCUCUUCUCUUGUGUACUGUAUGUGUCCGUGUGCAUGAACACUCGUACAAACCUCUGUGUCCCUCUAGUGGCAACCCAUAAACCUGGCUGCCCAUGAUGUUGAAUAUUGUACCUGCACUGUAGAGGCUUUACCCAGGCUGGAACACCAUGGGUAGAUUUUAACGUAUUUAUAGUUUUAGUAAGGCUUGUGCAGUAUAUUGUCAUUUCCUGUUGUGAGCUUGGCUCCUCUUGUGUUUUUGGAUGGCGAAGCAGGUACCACACCUUUGUGUAGAACUUUAAACAGACAGUGGAAAUUCUUGGUAAAAUGCACUCACUUCAUGGUCCCCCCCCCCCCCCCUUCCCCCCAUGUACUUGGCACAUUCCACCCACAUCCAGUCACUCCUCUCCUGUGCUGUCAGCGUGUGUCAUUAGGAGGGAGGAAAUGAUCAGAGAGGGCAAGGAAACGGAGUUACAAUGUGGCGGAAUGAUCUCAUGGCAUGGCUGAGUGACAUGACGUUACAUAGAGCAGGUGUGUCCAAAGUGUAGCCAGCGGCACGUCCUAAAAAUAGUUUAGCUAGAAAAAUACGAAAUACUGAAACCAUGGAAAAAUCAGUCAUUUUACAAGAAUAAAGUCCAAAUAUUAAGAGGAAAAGUUGUAAUCCUGCGACCAAAAGUCGCCAAAACCUUACAAGAAAAUGUAAUAUAUUAUGAGAAUAAUAUGAAAAAUUUUAUUUAUUUUUUUAAGUUAAAGUCGAAAUAUUGUGGGAGUGAAGUCAUCAUCAGAGGAAAAUUAGCAAGUAUAAAGUUGAAAUAGUUGGGACAUAAAAACCAAGAGCAAUACAGCUGUAAUUUUACAAGAAAAAAAGAGGACAAAAGUUGUUUUCCAACGAGAAGAAAAGAAAAUUUAUGAGAAUAUUGUGAGGCAAGAUGUCAUUUUAGUAGCAAAUUUUUUUUAAAUAUUAUGAGAAACAAAAUAAAGUUGUAAUUUUUAGAAAAUGAGUUAAAUAUUUUGAGAAUAAAAUUGACACCAAUUAUUUAAGAGAAAUGUUGACAAUUUUGGAAAAAUGUCAUAACAAAAAAGCUAAAAUGUGGGGAAAAAAAGUGGCCCUUGGACACCCUUGCCACAUGGUAAAGAAGUCACGGUACGAAGCUGUCUAUGAUGAGGGGUCAUCCAUGUGGUCUCAUGUCUGCAUGAAAUCAAUAGUUACAGUAUAAAGUAUAU